Molecule: messenger RNA, 2462 nt
Organism: Stomoxys calcitrans (stable fly)
Lineage: Eukaryota; Metazoa; Arthropoda; Insecta; Diptera; Muscidae
Exons: 3
Coding region: 191-1906 (571 amino acids)
Molecular function (GO): protein binding
Source: RefSeq, a predicted model, not a curated record
AAUGAAAUUUUGGUGGAAGAACACCAUAGAAGUGGAAGAAAAUUUUUGAAUAUAAAAACUGAUAACACAGGAGAAAUAAAUAAAUAGCAGCAACCAGAUAACAUAACUAUGAGUGGUCAAUAAAAAUUCGUGGAAAAACAAUUUUGACUAUUGAAUAGCAAAAAACCAAAAAUAAAGAACUUUAGUCAAAAUGUCUGUUGAAAACUCAAAGGAAGUUUUUGCGUUAGAGAAAAUCCUAGAGAGAAUAUUUAAAUUUUUACCUUUGAAAGACCAAUUCAGAUUGGCGCAAGUGUGUAGUGCAACCCAAAAUGUUUUCGACAAAUACAUAUUGCCCAUUGAUUAUCGCCAUUUGAAAAUAAAAGCGCAUCGAGUUUACAAUUUAGUUUACAAUGGGGGUGAGAUGAAUCGAUUGGUGCUUUCACCCAAUGAAUUAAAGGAAUUUCUGGGAUAUUAUGCAGCGUGCGUUGAAGAAUUAUCGGCUGACGAACUCAUGGACUAUCGGCCCUUUACAAAACUGAAAGCUCUGUGUAUUGAUGGCGCGCAUAUUAGUUUGGAUGUGAUUAAGCAGAUAGCUGCACAGAAACCGCAAUUGUCCACAUUAAAGGUUACACAUCGAUCUCCAGAGGGUUUUGCAACAUUAUUGGAGAAUUUACCAAAGAUGAAAAAUUUAAGGGAAUUAGAAUUGAAGUUGUGGAUUGAAGAAGUUGAAGAAGGUUACAUUUCAAACAUUGAAUGUCAACUCAUUUUUAAGCUGUUAAGCGAGCUAAAGCUGGAGGUAUUCAAAUUUGAAGAUACUUCUUUAAUAACCAACUGGGAUGCCGAACAAAGUUAUCAACCCAACUGUUGCGAAUCAUUGAAGGUAUUGGAUGUACAGCUGUCUUGCUUGGAAGCUUUUUUGGACAAAGCGUCGGGCGUAAAGUCGCUUACCUUGCGUGGUGGCCCAACCGAUUAUAAGGAAAUCGAUGUAUAUAGGUUAGGAAAUUCAUUUCCCCUACUUGAAGUCUUAAAUCUAAGCUACAUCCCUUAUUCGGAAUACAACAGCUUCAUUUUACCUAGAAGUCUGAAAGAAUUUAAUAUUAUUCGUUCAACUUUGUCUUUUAAUCAGAUGAAAGAAAUUCUAUCUCGGAAGCACAACCUCAGGAAAUUGACGAUAGAUUUACCCUAUUCUUCUAGAGAAGUUCAUAUAUAUCUUAGAAAAUUUCCCCUACCCCAUGCUAUAGAAACUCUGGUUUUGAAAGAAAUCAUAUUAGACAAUUGGAUCCAGCUGGAUGGGCAUAGUGAACACUUAAAUAAUCUCACCUUCAAUGACGCUGAACAGUUAGUAUUGGACCUGAUUCCUAACCUGAAGACUUUAAUUAUGCAUCCAUCAAGCUCUGAAAUAUCAGCUUUCUGUAACCUCAAGUAUCUUCAAAAGCUAGAAAUUCGACUCGAGAGCAUCGAAAAAUGGGAAAAAGUUGAGACCUUGUUGAAAAUUCCCUCGCUGAAAGAACUCAAGAUGGAAUUUUUGCAUUCCUGUUGGGACCGUAUCCCAUGUUGUCCAAAUCUUCGAACCAAUAUCACCACUUUAACACUAUCCUAUUGUAAUGGCAAUUAUAAAAAAGAUUUAAAUGUUUGGCUAGAACUGUUAAAUCAAAAUCCCAAAAUUAAAAUGCUUUUUCAUACCUUCUUCUAUGAUAAAGAUAUUAUAUCUCAUAUAAUUGGACAUCCAAGGUUUCCUGCAUUUUUAACAUCAAUUUAUGUGGCCGGCGUUCAAAUGGAUCUUAAAUUCCUGAAGAAAUACUGUAGAGAGAAAAGCUUUGAAGAAUUGUUGUCUCAUAUACGUAUGGAAGAACAUCUCCACGUAAUUCCUAUUAUUCUUUGGAAGAAGGGGAUGACAAUGGCAAAUACAGACUGUGUUCGUUGUUAAUCGUGAAUUUGCCACUUUUUUUGAAAUACAAUAACUAUCAACCCUAGCCAUAAACGGAAUUAACCUUUAGCAACUACGUCUGUGGUAAAGGGUUGCCCUUUUACUAGAAAAUUUAAAACAUUUGUAAGAGCCAAAAAUUUUCGCUACAGCAAAAGAUAUAUGGUAACCCCUCGAAAUAUUGGCCUGCAAUCGUAUAAACUAAAAGUAUUCUCGAUCGUCGUAAAAUUCCAAGUUGUUUAAGCAAUGUCCCUCCGACCGUUCCACAUCGAACUAUCAAUUUCCGACCCUACAAAGUAUAUAUAUUUCGGAUCGUCGCAAAUUUCUAAGACGAUUUAACUAUGUCCGUGUGUCUGCCCUGUCCGUCUGUCUGUUGUUAUCACUCUACAAACUUCAAAAAUGUGUCUUGUAUUUAUUAGACCACUAGCUGACUCAGGCUCGCUCCGCUGCGCCUUCUUUUGCUUUAUAUGGAACAAAAGUUUCCUUGGAAUAUUUAUUUUGGACAAUUAAAGAUCUUUUAGCGAAAUACCAUGCCAACUUGACGAACAGUUUAACAAUA